UUUUAAUCUCCAUAGCGGAAAAUUCUCUCAUUGUCAGUAAAUGCUUUUUUAACAACAAAUUUAUCAUACAAAAUAUCAUAAAUAUAACUGAAAAAGUUGGAGAAUUAAAGUCGAGUCUGGAAUGGAUUAUUGGAGAACAAUUUGAAAAGUUCAAGAAAUUGUUCGAUAAUUGCAUUAAAACUGAAUUUGUUUUGAUGCUAAUGUCUCCUGAACCAAAGCAUGAUACUGUUGAUGAAAACUGGAGUAGUUCAAAUGUUGCUGGAGUAGGAGUUCAAAGUGAUUCUGAAAGCGAAGAUGAAGAUCAUACAAUUGAGGGAUAUGUUCCAUUGGCACAAGAUCCAAUAGAUGGAGAUUUAUUACUGGAGGAUGAGGAAGAAGAAUGGGCUUCAUCUCCUUUAAAUCUUCCAGAAGUAUUGCCUGAAUCGACAAGCAGCCAAACACAUAUAAUACAGUCAGAGACAGUGCAAGUUUGGUCGUCUUCUUGUAAUUUCUCAAAUAUUGAUAUGGAUGCAGAUAAAAUCAAUCAAGUUAAACACGUAAUGGCUUCUUUUUCUUUACCUAAUACAGCGAUUCCAGAAUGGGCCAAUACCGUCUCUGAGGAACAAUGGAAAGAACAACUUAUGGAUCGAAUAAAAACAAUGCAACGUAAUAAUCUAUAAUUUUUUAUAGUAAUUAAAUUUAAAAAAUAAAUUAAACAUAUAUUGUGCAUUCCACGGAAAAUAUUUAUUCGAAAUUUAAAUUUCGAAAUUAAAUUUGAAAUUAAAUUAAAUUAAUUAAAUUUUAAAAUUUAACGUCAUCAUUGGCAAUGUAUUUUUGAAACAUUUUUUAUUUAUCUAUUGUACUAAUGAAUACAAAAUUAUGCUAUAUUUGAAAUUUGUUCACUUUUCCUCAAAUUUUUCAAAUAUGUGCUCAAAAAUAUCGUUCCUAUAACGGAAGCAGCAAAAAAGUUGAAAUUAAAUUUAAAAAGUGACUUUUCUCAAUGAUGGACACAUUCGAUUUUUAAUUUCUUUUUUGUACUGCAAGCUCUGAUGACUGAAGAAUUUCUUCCCCUAUCUAAAAAAGUGUUUUUUUUUAGUUUUUAAAUUACUAUUUUUAGUUUUAUUAGGUUUGAAUACAUAUUUAAAAAAUUUGAGAAAAAGUAAACAAAUUUCAUAUACAGCAUAAUUUUUUACUCGUUAGUACAAAUAGAUAAAAAAUGUUUCGUGCAAAAAAAAAUUUUGAAUGCCAAUUUCCCGUGGAAUAUAUAUUAUAAUGUAUGAAAUCAUGAUAUUUGAACAUCGCAUUCUAUUUCAAUUGGUGCUAUUAGCAAAUAUUUAUUUUAAUAAACGUGUAUGAAAGGUUUCUUUUAUUUAAAAAAAUGACUGCAGACUACAAAGUUAAUAAAACUAUAUCGACGAUUUAGUGCAAUAUUCGCAAUCCGCGUGUAUAUUACUUAAAAAUGUUAACUACCUGUUAAAUCAGAAUAGAUUCAGAUUUCAUUUCAGUA
Molecule: messenger RNA, 1486 nt
Organism: Leptopilina boulardi
Lineage: Eukaryota; Metazoa; Arthropoda; Insecta; Hymenoptera; Figitidae
Product: male-enhanced antigen 1
Exons: 4
Coding region: 195-659 (154 amino acids)
Biological process (GO): spermatogenesis
Source: RefSeq, a predicted model, not a curated record